CCUCCCCUCGCCCGCGAGCUGCGCACCGGCGGCCGGCUGACCCGGCGGCCCGCGCCCGCGCCCUAGUCCGCCGACCCCGCGGCGCGGCUCCAGGCGGCCGGCAGCAUGAGCGGCGGCGGCGACGUGGUGUGCACCGGCUGGCUGAGGAAGUCGCCCCCCGAGAAGAAGUUGAGGCGCUAUGCCUGGAAGAAGCGCUGGUUUAUCCUGCGGAGCGGCCGGAUGAGCGGUGACCCAGACGUUCUGGAAUACUACAAGAAUGAUCACUCCAAGAAGCCCCUGCGCAUCAUCAACCUGAACUUCUGCGAGCAGGUGGAUGCAGGCCUGACCUUCAACAAGAAGGAGCUGCAGGAUAGUUUCGUGUUUGACAUCAAGACCAGCGAGCGCACCUUUUACCUGGUGGCCGAGACGGAGGAGGACAUGAAUAAGUGGGUGCAGAGCAUCUGCCAGAUCUGUGGCUUCAAUCAGGCUGAGGAGAGCACAGAUUCCCUGAGAAACAUUUCCUCAGCCAGUCAUGGGCCCCGCUCUUCUCCAGCUGAGCUCAGCAGCUCCAAUCAGCACCUUCUCCGAGAACGAAAAUCCUCAGCCCCAUCACACUCCAGCCAGCCAACCUUGUUCACCUUUGAACCUCCGGUGUCAAACCAUGUGCAGCCCGCCUUGUCCACCAGUGCACCUCAGGAGUAUCUCUACUUGCACCAGUGCAUAAGCCGGAGAGCAGAAAAUGCAAGGAGUGCCAGCUUCUCUCAGGGCACCAGGGCCUCAUUUCUCAUGAGGAGCGACACAGCUGUGCAAAAACUUGCCCAGGGCAAUGGACACUGUGUCAACGGGGUCAGUGGUCAAGUCCAUGGCUUCUACAGCCUCCCCAAGCCAAGCCGGCACAAUACAGAAUUCAGAGACAGUACCUACGACCUCCCCCGGAGCCUGGCCUCCCAUGGCCACACCAAGGGCAGCCUCACAGGUUCUGAGACAGAUAACGAGGAUGUGUACACCUUCAAGAUGCCCAGCAACACCCUGUGCCGCGAGUUUGGGGACCUCCUGGUGGACAAUAUGGACGUUCCAGCCACCCCACUGUCCGCCUACCAGAUCCCGAGGACAUUCACGCUGGACAAGAACCACAACGCCAUGGCAGUGGCCACUCCUGGGGACUCGGCCAUAGCUCCCCCACCCCGGCCCCCCAAGCCAAGUCAGGCCGAAACACCUCGAUGGGGCAGCCUUCAGCAGAGACCUCCAGUCGGUGAAAGCAGCAGAUCGGUCUCUGCCGCUGCGACCAUCCCCAGGCGCAAUACCCUCCCAGCCAUGGACAACAGCCGACUUCACCGCGCUUCUUCCUGCGAGUCCUACGACUACCCGCAGCGUGGUGGAGAUGGUGCCGGCCGGUCCGCCGAGUCCAUGAGUGAUGCAGUCAGCGCUUUUCUGCCAGGGAAAAGGGUUGUGGGCCGAUCGGAUAGCACCAAUUCUGAAGACAACUACGUGCCCAUGAAUCCAGGCUCCUCCACUCGGCUGGCUCUGGAGCGAGCGGGUGAUAACUCCCAGAGUGUCUACAUCCCCAUGAGCCCAGGGCCCCAUCACUUUGACCCGCUUGGCUACCCCUCCUCAGCCCUUCCUAUGCACCGAGGCUCCAGCCGAGGGAGUGAGAUCCAGCCGCCCCCUGUCAACCGCAACCUCAAACCUGACCGGAAAGCAAAGCCAACACCGCUUGACUUGAGAAACAAUACCGUCAUCGAUGAGCUCCCCUUCAAGUCACCCAUCACCAAGUCUUGGUCCAGGGCCAUCCACUCUUUCAACCCCGGCUCCUCCCAGUACUGCCGCCCCAUCUCCACACAGAGCAUCACCAGCACGGACUCAGGAGACAGUGAAGAGAACUACGUCCCUAUGCAAAACCCAGUGUCUGCAUCUCCCAUUCCCAGUGGCACCAACAGUCCAGCCCCUAAGAAGAGCACUGGCAGCGUGGAUUAUCUGGCCCUGGACUUCCAGCCGAGCUCCCCGAGCCCCCACCGCAAGCCAUCCACGUCAUCCGUCACUUCCGAUGAGAAGGUGGACUACGUUCAAGUGGACAAGGAGAAGACCCAGGCCCUGCAGAACACCAUGCAGGAGUGGACAGACGUGCGGCAGUCCUCGGAGCCUUCCAAGGGUGCCAAGCUGUGACGCGGGGGCCUCCGCACCCAGGGAGGGGCCAGGAGACAGCAUCUCCAGAGCCGGCGCCUCCCUGUCUGUCUCCCCCUUCUCCUCCCCAGCUCGCCCUCCUGCCCACCCCCUCUUUACUCUGCCACUCUGGCCUUCAAAGCACUUGAUAUCGGGGACCGUAACCCCUUCCCCUGGGUGGUGAGGGCCUGAUCAAGGCACUUCCUCUGCCCACGCGGGGCCCACCUUUGAUUUUUUAUCAGAAAUGGCCAUGCCUCUACCCACCUUAGUUAGAGCUAUUGCCAAAAAGCAUCCUUCAGCCUCUUCCUGCCCUUUAGACCUGAAUAUCUAUCAGACAUGUGGAGGGAGGGGCUGGGGCUCUGAGCCAGAUUCCACACCUCACCUUCGGGCACAGCUCUCAGCCCUCGUCCCUCCAGUACUGGGCUACCUCUCCUUCAGCCCCGGAAGAACCCAAGUCAUCUCGCUGACCCAGGGAGCCAAGGAACAGCGGACCAAAGUGGGCACAGACUUCUUCAUCUUUGUCUCUCUUGGCAGGGGAGAGGCAAAGCCACCAGAAGAUGAAGGAGUCAAGGAAGGAGGUCAGAGGUGGUCUUGAGGGACAAAGGAAUUAGACCCCCAGAUGCAGAAGGACAGUGGAUACCUGCAGUGGUCCCCCAUUUUCAGGCCAAGUGGCAGUACAGCUGUUGCAGGGUAGGAGAGGCAGAAGAAUGAGGACAAAAGGAGGGGAAGACUGAGGAUGAUGGUCCACGAAGAAAAGGAGCAGGGCUCAGAGCCCAGGAGGUGGGGUGACGAAGACACUGCAGGGCCGGGCCCCUGGAACUGUGGAGCCACAGGCCCGCUCUGCUGCUCUGGGACAGAGCGCAGUCCUCUUCCCCGACACCCCACCCACCCAGGAGCGCUGCUCUGGACAAGGCCUGGACUGUGCUGGGCGAUGCGGCGUGUGGGCUGGGAGCGCCGACAUGGGGAGGGAAGGCCAGUGGAGCUGUGGGAAAGCAACGCAGUGUGCAGGGUGGGGAUGUGGGAGGGGGGCCACCCUGGGACAGCCUGGGCGGAGGCACAGGGCGGUGCCCAGGACUGGCGUGGAGACAGUGCGGCAAGUGAGCUUCUGCAAGGUGGGCAGUGCGGCAGGGGAGGCGCAGGUAACUGCGGGGCUGAGAGGCAGGGGUGAAGGCUGUGGGGGGACAGCACGGCUAGUGGGUAAGUAGAGGGCCUGUGAGAGCCCCAGGCCAUGCCGUGGAGGUGCAGCGUGGAGCCGAACAUGAGCAGUGAUGUCGUCGUCAGGGGAGCCAUGUGCGUGUGGCAAGUGAGGGCAGUUCUCGGGACUGGUGGAUGGCGGGCAGAGCCGUGUGAAGGAGACAGCAGGGCGGGACUGAGCCUAGUGGAUGACGUGUGGGAGUGGCCGGCAGCGUGUGCCGUUUGGCUGAGGUUUGUGCCAGGUCCAAGGAAGGUGCAGGUGUGGCCUGCUGCCAGGCCAGAGGGCGUUCUCAGCUCACGUCACCCUCCGCUGCUCUGUCAAAUCCCAGGUGCCACGUUGGACUCAAAACUGGUUACAGGGACAGGAGAGGGCAGGCCUCUCCUCUCAUGGCUUAAGAGGCCACCAGAUCAGCGUCACCCUCUGCCCAUCUCUGCCAGGGACAGGAGGAAGGGCAUCACUCUUUGCUCCUAAGUCUGGGGUGGGGUGGGGUACUCUUUUAUGUUAACGUUCUUGGCCAAACACUUAAAAGUUUCUGAGGCAACUUGGGCAGACCAAAUGUUUCAUCCUACCCUGGGGUGAACAGACCUUCUUCCUCCAAAAAAAAAAAGGAGAGAGAGACUUCCCACCCUAUUUCAGGGUGGUGGCUACGGCUCACCUCUCUGCCCCUGUGAGCGUGGGUACACACGCACACCGCUCACCCCCUCACCAGCCCCACGGCCUGGCCUUACUCCAUCCCGGGAGAAAUCGUCUCAACAGUAGCCCCUCUUCUCCUAACACGAGUCACAUCAACUCAAUAAGCAUUUGUUAGCAGCUGUUGUGGCCUAGGUCUGGGCUUGACACUAAGAAUACAGGAAUUAAUCAGACUUUGUAUUUGAGAAGGUCACGGUCUAUGAGAAAAAAGACAAGGACACGUUGGUGAUGGCCAUGAGAGAGACUUAAAAUGCUGAUAAUGUGCAGAGAAACUGAGGCUACUUCUCCAGGAGGUUGGUGCAGGGGCAGGAGUGGGGAGAGGGUAGAGAUCAGGGAAGGUGGUUUCUAGGAAAAGGGGGUGCCUGGCAUGGGCCUUUGAGGAGGAAGGGUCAGAUUUUUAGGGGGAAGGAGGGUAAGGCUGGGGUCCAGUGGAGGAAGGUGGACAGAGAGACCUGGAGAACCCUGUGCUUUGGACACAGAAGACCUUUGGGAGUAUGGGCCCAGCCCCUCAGAAGCAGUGAAGCCAUGUCUUGGUGUUCCCACGGGUGAAGUGGUAAUGGUGGUGGGUUGGCCUACGCUGGGCAGGGUUUGGUGGUUCCCUCUGCCCAGCCCUGUGUCCCUUUAAGGCCCUCUGCACAGGGUCUCAUCUGGCAGAGCUUUGGCACCACCUCUGUGCCCCCAGCAGGCUGCAGGUGGGCCCAGGUAUUGAUAACCCACCAGGUGCCCUAAUAAUGUCAGCAUUUUCUGAAUGUGCCAGGAUGUGAAUGAAACCAGGUAGAGUCUUGAGAGACUGAGAUGUUCAAAUCUAACUGCGAAGGAGGCCUCCCUCCAGUUCUUGGUUCUUAUAAUCCCCAAGCCCUUAGGGUGGAGGUGGGAGUAGAGACAGGAGGAAGUACAAGAGAAGAGGAAAUUGGCCUGUUGAAAGCAGAGAGUGGCUCAAAAGCCGCAAGUACUGGGUGUCUAAUAUUCCCCUGUCAGCUCAGUGUAAAAAGCUGGUCCUUUGGCCUGAUCAGUAGGUCAGAGGUCACCUCUCCUGGUGGUCUGGCAAGGACUGAGACCCCAGGAUGCCUUGUCGGCCAGCUUAGCUCACACAGGCCUUAUCCUGCCUGGGGCUCCCCAGAGAAGGAGCUGUUCUCGCCUCCUUCCAGCGCCAUCUCUGCAAAGAGUGCUCCAGGGAGCUGUGUCUCCUUCCCACCUUGGUGAGAUCAGAUGGGCCCUGAGGCUUCUUCUGUGGCUACGCCCUGCUCUGUAACUUCUCUUUCCAGGAUCUGGAUCACCAGGGAUGGGCGGUACCCAGAGCACUGGCCAGUUAACCCAGUUCCCUCCCUAGACUGAUUUCAGUAACUUCUACAUUCGAAAUCAUUCAAAUGUGUCCCAUUCCUAGGACAGAAGCACAACUGUUCUCUGAUUUACCUGCCACAGGGCUAAGGUCUCAGCCCCGAGCUGUGGCCAACCCACCCUCCUCCCACCCCCACCCCUUUGACAGAGCUCUGGAAGCAGAGCGCAGGACUGGAGGAAAACGGGCACGUCCUUCCCCUCUCUGAUCCUCCUGCAAAAGGUGGGGACAGGAGGCUGAGCACAUGAGCUCUACAGCCCCCUCCUGACACUCACCAAGCUCUUUGGGGCCAGGUGGGCUGCCUGCUGAGGGGUCCCCCUGGAGAUUCAGGCUGUCGUGUGAUAUUUGGUGGUGUGUGUUCUUAUGUGUGUGUUGGUUACAUGUAUCUUGAAACUUAGAAUCAUUUCCCACAGAAUCGUCGCUUUGUCGGGAAGAGAAAAUGGGCUAGAUGCCUGCUCUUAGGUUUCUGGCCCGUUACCAUGUAAAAUUGACAUUUAAUUUUUCAAAUCACUGUCGGUGCCUAAUCACUUAAGUUAUUAAUUUAUUCUGUUUUCUUUUUAAAAAAAAUUCGUAACAUGUAUUUAUCCUGUGAGUAGGUAAGGGGAGGGGUGGGAGCGUGUUCACGUGGGUCCUGGUUUUGCUGUGGUGACACAUGGUACAGGCCUGGAGCUUGCAGGUCCCUUUUUACUGUGGUGUUGGAGCUGGACAACAAUAAAGUCCAUUAGAAGCAACCAGAGACGGCUACGGAGU
Messenger RNA from Hippopotamus amphibius kiboko, 6110 nucleotides. It is a transcript of the gene GAB2, whose product is annotated as GRB2 associated binding protein 2. Lineage: Eukaryota; Metazoa; Chordata; Mammalia; Artiodactyla; Hippopotamidae. The transcript has 10 exons. The coding region runs from base 106 to 2142 and encodes 678 amino acids. The record is from RefSeq and is a predicted model, not a curated record.